This is a messenger RNA of Phlebotomus argentipes, 402 nucleotides long. RefSeq names its product cytochrome P450 3A15-like. The transcript has a single exon. Lineage: Eukaryota; Metazoa; Arthropoda; Insecta; Diptera; Psychodidae. The coding region runs from base 1 to 402 and encodes 133 amino acids. Gene Ontology annotation, molecular function: iron ion binding; oxidoreductase activity, acting on paired donors, with incorporation or reduction of molecular oxygen; monooxygenase activity. The record is from RefSeq and is a predicted model, not a curated record.
AUGGCCAAGCAGGACUUUGAAGUGGCCGGAAGAGUUAUUGAGCGAGACACUCUCGUCAUCAUUCCACUCUAUGGCGUCCACAGGGACAAUCGCUUCCAUCCAGAUUCUGAGCAGUUUAAUUCCCUCAGGCCGGAACUCGCUCGUCACUCGUGCACUUUUAUGCCAUUUGGCGAUGGACCAAGACACUGCAUUGGCCGUCGAUUUGCCCUCCAGCAGAUCAAAUUGGUCAUUUCCGUGCUUCUGAGCCACUACAAAUUCUCCCCGUCACCAGACACUCGCUACAACGUGGAAUUGGCCAAAAACACUGUUCUAUUCGCCCCUCACAAGCCCAUCCGACUCACCAUUGAUCACCUCAGACGAGCGUCAUUAUCGGCAUCUGAGACAGCAGAAAAGUUGGCGUGA